Molecule: messenger RNA, 693 nt
Organism: Colletotrichum costaricense
Lineage: Eukaryota; Fungi; Ascomycota; Sordariomycetes; Glomerellales; Glomerellaceae
Exons: 1
Coding region: 1-693 (230 amino acids)
Source: RefSeq, a predicted model, not a curated record
AUGGAUCCAGGUCGUUGUUGUUCUAACUUUUGCGUCAGAACAGACACCAUCCAUCCAUCCAUCGCUUCUUUUUUUUGCGCUAUGAUGAUGAGCGAGAGAGUGAGACAAUACGGUUAUGGCCUGAGCCGUUGGAUGCUGACCGACGACCGUUGCAGUGCUGCUGUCAAUGUCGCAUCUAUUCUAUCGUCUAUUUUGCUGAAAUUACUUGGGUUGGAUCCGUAUCGCUUUUCGUUCUCGCUCUCGCAACCUCCACAGGUUGUUCGAUUCCUACACAAUCCGCACACACCCGCGUAUACAUCCUUGCUCAAGACGCUCGGCGCUGGGCGGUGCUGGAACAUCCUCUCCUCAGGUCUCACUUAUUUUAUCACUGCCUUCUGGAUCAUCAACGUCAACAUCAGUCAUCAACUUCAGCCUUCGUUGUCGUUAUCGUCAUGGCGGAUCGACCCGCGUUUUCGCUUGACGAGCAAUACGAAAUAUCCGCAUCAUAGUCCCAUAGCCUCAUCCACAGUCAUAUCUCGUUUUUCCUACGAGUACUCCUCCUUCUCUGUACUUUGUACGACUUGCGAGGCAGCAAGAUGCCAAGAAGCAGCUAGGAGCCUUUCCGUGCCAAGGCACAAUCAAGUCGUAAAGCUUGUCUACGGAUACGGAACACAGUCUUGCGGCUUGCCAACGGUUGGCCCCAUCUCCGACUGA